Messenger RNA from Juglans regia (Persian walnut), 1909 nucleotides. Its product is annotated as probable E3 ubiquitin-protein ligase ARI7. The coding region runs from base 225 to 1802 and encodes 525 amino acids. Lineage: Eukaryota; Viridiplantae; Streptophyta; Magnoliopsida; Fagales; Juglandaceae. Gene Ontology annotation, cellular component: cytoplasm; ubiquitin ligase complex. The record is from RefSeq and is a predicted model, not a curated record. The transcript has a single exon. Gene Ontology annotation, biological process: protein polyubiquitination; ubiquitin-dependent protein catabolic process; positive regulation of proteasomal ubiquitin-dependent protein catabolic process. Gene Ontology annotation, molecular function: ubiquitin protein ligase activity; ubiquitin conjugating enzyme binding; zinc ion binding.
AGAGACCUUACUCGGACUAGGAAGACUGGAGGAGGACUCUUAUAUGCGAAGAAAACUCCUUUUCUCUCUCUUUCUGGGGUAUAAAACUUUCCCAUCAGAAAUUCCCUAGCUUUCAAAUUCCCUAAGGUGAACUUACCCCCCUCGCCACACCCAAAUUCUCAAAAAACCGAUCGAAACCAUAUAAUAAAUUCUGUUCCUUUGUGUAGAGGGUCUUUGUUUUCGCCAUGGACGAGAACGACUUGAAUAGCGACCACGUAAACUCCGAUACAACUGUUGAUGACGAUGAUGCCGAUUGCUACUACGACUUCUUCAUCAAAGGAGACGACCCCAUGGACCCAGAAGAUGCCAAGUCUCAUCAAGGUUCAGGCCAGAAAUACACGAUCUUGAACCAAGCAGACAUGCGAAAACGGCAGGAGGAUGUUAUUGCAGAGGUAUCCACGGUUCUGAGUGUCUCGGGAGCGACUGCAACGAUUCUACUUCGGCACUUCAAUUGGAGUGUUGGAAAUGUUCACGAGGCGUGGUUCGCCGACGAAGAUGAUGUCAGAAAGAGGGUGGGAUUGUUGGACUAUGAUAAGCAACUUUCCGAUGUUAACGCCGGUGAUCGAGCCUCCUGCGGUAUCUGUUUCGACGUAUAUCCUCGGGAUAGGAUUUUCUCGGUGGGCUGCGGUCACCCUUUUUGCAGAGAGUGCUGGGGAGGUUACAUUAGGUCGGCGAUCAAUAAUGGUCCCGGGUGUUUGACGCUGAGAUGCCCCGACCCGUCUUGUAGUGCCGCUGCCGACAGAGACGUCAUCGACAUGUUGGCGCUGUCCGAUGAUGACAAGAAGAAGUACUCGCAGUACCUGUUGAGAUCCUAUGUCGAGGAGAACAAGAAAAUCAAGUGGUGUCCUGGUCCGGAUUGCGAGUACGCCGUUGAGUUCGACGGAGGUGGCGGCGGUGAAGACAGUUGGGACGUUUCUUGUCUUUGCUAUUACAGUUUCUGCUGGAAUUGUCUCGAGGACUCUCACCGUCCGGUUGACUGUCAAACUGUAUCGAGCUGGCUCUCCAAGAACACGGACGAGUCUGAAACCAAGAUUUGGAUUCUAGCUCGCACAAAGCCUUGCCCCCGGUGCCAGAAAUCAAUCGAAAAGAACGGCGGGUGUAUGCACAUGACAUGCAAUCCGCCAUGUAGAUAUGAGUUUUGCUGGAUAUGCCUUGGAGAUUGGUAUAAUCAUGGAACAUGUAAUAGGUAUAAUGAAGCGGCUGAUGUCGAGGCUGACAAGAACAGAGAAGAUGCAGAGAAAUAUGUAACGAAAUACACCCAUUACUAUGACAGAUGGGCAGCAAAUCACUCUUCACGGCAAAAAGCCAUUGCAGACAUGCAGCGAGUGCAGAGCAUGCAGAUUAGGAGGCUUAUUGAGACACAGGGCAAAGCAGGAUAUGAGCUUUUGUUCAUAACGGAUGCCUGGGAACAGAUCAUUGGGUGUAGGCAAGUACUCAAGUGGACUUAUGCAUAUGGGUAUUACCUUCCUGAGAAUGAGCAUACAAAAAGAAGGCUGUUUGAGUUCUUGCAGGGGGAGGCGGAGAAGGGUCUCGAAAGGCUUCACGAAUGUGCCGAGCUGGAGUUGAAUCAGUUUCUCGUUGAUUAUGGCAGGCCGUCGGAAGGUUUCAGGGAGUUCGAAGUAAAGCUGAAGGGCCUGACCAUGGUUACGAGGAAAUACUUUGAGAAGCUGGUGAGAGCAUUAGAGAAUGGACUAUCAGAGGUGCAAGUUUCUGGGUCUGAAGAAAUAGGACAAAACAUUCCAAUGACUUCUGCUGAAGGGUAGUUGCACUGACCAAAAGAUUGUCAGAGCAUGAGAGAAAUGUCCAUUAGAGAUGCAGUCCUUUAGGUAUGAUUCUUUAGCUUUGAAGACACAGGAUUAUCGUCUUGCCU